Messenger RNA from Pezoporus flaviventris, 976 nucleotides. It is a transcript of the gene GATD1, whose product is annotated as glutamine amidotransferase class 1 domain containing 1. The transcript is spliced from 8 exons. Bases 18 to 671 code for a protein of 217 amino acids. Lineage: Eukaryota; Metazoa; Chordata; Aves; Psittaciformes; Psittacidae. The record is from RefSeq and is a predicted model, not a curated record.
AGGGGACGGCUGCCGCCAUGUCGGACCGGCUGGGCAAGCCGAGCUGCCUCAUCGUCGCCAGCGCCGCGGCCGCCGGUGUGUCAGCCCAGUCCUUCCUUCACUGCUUUACCCUGACGAGUUCUGCUUUUAAUCUGCAAGUUGCCACUCCUGGGGGAAAGCCAAUCGAUUUUGUGGAUGUGAAUGAGAGCAACAUGCGCUGGGUCCAGGACUUCCGCAUGAAAUCCUACGCCAGCCCUGCCAAGCUGGAGUCCAUUGAUGGUGCUAGGUACCAUGCAUUGCUGAUUCCAAACUGUCCUGGGGCUAUGACUGACCUUGCAAACAGUGGGUACUUGGCCAAGAUACUGCAGCACUUCAGCACUGAGAACAAGCCCAUCUGUGCAGUUGGACAUGGAGUCGCAGCCUUGUGUUGUGCCACCAAUGAGGAUAAAUCCUGGGUAUUUCAAGGAUACAGCCUGACAGGGCCCUCUGUGUAUGAACUAGUCCGACAGCCUAAUUUUGCCAGUUUGUCCAUUAUUGUGGAAGACUUUGUGAAAGACUCUGGAGCUACAUUCAGUGCCAGCAGUCCGGAUGCUGUGCAUGUUGUACUGGACAGGCACCUGGUGACAGGACAGAACGAGAAUUCCACUCUUCCUGCAGUCCAGAAUCUUCUCAUCCUUUGCAAUGUCAGGUGAAUGUGUGUUAGAAGUCCUUUCCUGGCUGUGGACUAACAGCUCGUGUCAUGUUUGGAUGUGUUUCCUUCAGCAGGAAAUGAAGGAGCAGGUCUCUUUGCAUAGGAUGGAUGAAGAGCCAGCAGGUUAAGGAAUUCUUUGUCUGUGAACUGGAUAAAACAUCCCUCUAAAUUUGUCCUGGACUGUGGAGUAACAGUGUCAGGCUUUGCGUAGAUGGAAAGGAUGAAGGUUGUGACUGAGAACGUUGAAGUACGUCACACUCCAGAAGCAGUGAUGAAACCAUCUUGUGUUUUUGUUGCUGUAUCUUU